UCUUCUCUGAGCUUUGGAAAGUCUUUGAGAAGGAGAAAGAGCUAUGACAACAGAGAAGGAGGAGGAGGAGGUUCCACUUCUGAGGAAUAGAGAAGUCGGUGAGGCUUCGGAGCCCGGACUGCUAAGGAGAGUAUGGAGCGAAAGCAAGAAGCUGUGGAGGAUCGUUGGCCCUGCUAUAUUUCUCAGGAUUACGUCCUACUCCAUGAACUUGGCCACGCAGGCCUUCGCCGGUCACCUCGGCGAUCUUGAGCUCGCCGCCAUGUCCGUCGCCGCUACCUUCUCCGGCUUCAGCUUUGGCCUCAUGCUUGGAAUGGCGAGCGCCCUGGAGACACUCUGCGGCCAAGCCUACGGCGCGAAGAAGCACCACAUGUUGGGAGUCUACCUGCAGCGCUCGUGGAUCGUCCUCUUCGGAUGCGCCGUGCUCCUCCUCCCAGUAUACAUCAUGGCCACCCCGUUGCUGGAGCUGAUGGGGGAGCCGGCCGAGCUAGCUCGAGAGGCGGGCCGCGUGUGCAUCUGGAUCAUCCCCAUGCACCUUUCCUUCGCCUUCCUCUUCCCCCUCAACCGGUUCUUUCAGAGUCAGCUCAAGAACUCGGUCUCGGCCGUCACAUCCGGAUUGGUGCUCGCCGUUCACAUCUUCCUCAGCUGGCUGGUGGUGUACAAGUUGGAUCAAGGCCUUCGGGGUGCCGCGCUCACGUUAUGCUUCUCAUGGUGGCUCCAGGUGCUGGGCCAGUUCGCCUACGUGGCCUGCGGGAGGUGUCCGGAGACUUGGAAGGGCUUCUCCAUGGACGCCUUCUUGGAAUUGUGGGAGUUCGUCAAGUUAUCGGCUGCCUCUGGUGUCAUGCUCUGCUUGGAGAACUGGUAUUACAGAGUACUUAUCUUGCUCACUGGGAGCCUGAAGAAUGCUGAAAUCGCAGUGGAUGCUAUCUCUAUUUGCAUGAACAUCAACAAUUGGGAGCUGAUGAUUCCUCUGGCAUUCUUCGCUGGCACUGGGGUGCGAGUGGCUAUUGAGCUCGGCGCAGGUAACAGCAGGGGAGCCAAAUUUGCCACAGGUGUUUCAGCAGUCACCUCCACCGUGAUUGGCCUCUUCACCUGCUGCCUCAUCGUGGCUUUCCAUGACAAGCUUGCUCUCAUCUUCUCCUCGAGCACGGUCGUGCUCAACGCUGUGGACAAGCUCUCUCUUCUCCUGGCCACAGCGAUUCUACUCAACAGCAUCCAACCUAUCCUUUCUGGUGUCGCUGUGGGCGCAGGGUGGCAAGCAACGGUGGCUUAUGUGAAUGUCGGAUCGUACUACCUCAUCGGGAUCCCCGUCGGGGUUAUCAUGGGAUCUGUAUUCCACCUUGGCGUUCGAGGCAUUUGGGCUGGAAUGAUAGGUGGAACUGCAGUACAAACGUUGGUGUUGAUCUAUCUCACUAUGAGAUGUGAUUGGGAUAAGGAGGCGCUGAAGGCAAGUGCACGAAUGGAGAAAUGGACCAUUUCAAGGAAAAGUUAGCAGGCUAUUGUGGCGAGAAGAAGAAAGAGAGAUGACACAACUCUUUUACUUUCAUUUUUAUAAAGAAAUCAGCUAGUGUGAGACGAAAAAGUGCUUAAUAAAUGGAAUGCUUCAUUCAUGUUCCUUGAUCAAUAUGAUCAACGAUUUCUGUAAUUUAAUUUUCAAAUGGCUUGAAAUGAUUCUUUUUAA
Musa acuminata subsp. malaccensis (wild Malaysian banana) is the source of this 1678-nucleotide messenger RNA. RefSeq names its product protein DETOXIFICATION 27. Gene Ontology annotation, cellular component: membrane. Gene Ontology annotation, molecular function: antiporter activity; xenobiotic transmembrane transporter activity. Gene Ontology annotation, biological process: xenobiotic detoxification by transmembrane export across the plasma membrane. Lineage: Eukaryota; Viridiplantae; Streptophyta; Magnoliopsida; Zingiberales; Musaceae. The record is from RefSeq and is a predicted model, not a curated record.